Molecule: messenger RNA, 1151 nt
Organism: Scleropages formosus (Asian bonytongue)
Lineage: Eukaryota; Metazoa; Chordata; Actinopteri; Osteoglossiformes; Osteoglossidae
Gene: dtnbp1b
Product: dystrobrevin binding protein 1b
Exons: 4
Coding region: 396-998 (200 amino acids)
Biological process (GO): platelet dense granule organization; negative regulation of protein kinase activity; neuron projection development
Cellular component (GO): synaptic vesicle membrane; plasma membrane; cytoplasm
Source: RefSeq, a predicted model, not a curated record
GCUGGUGCUUGUUCCUACCCCCCUCCCCGCUCCGCCGGAUGGAAGCUCCCCCCAGCCUGGGCCCGCCGAGUGGUACGUUCCCAGCUACUACAAUCGCUGCCGAUGUAGCAGCAUCUCCACAGCCCAGCCUCUCGACGGGCGGCUCCGCAGCAGCCCCCCCCGCCCCAGAGCCUGGCCGCGGCGGCGUGUGCGCGACUGACCCAGCGAGAAGGAGCGAGCGAGCGAGCGAGAGAGAGAGAGAGAGAGAGAGAGAGAGAGAGAGAGAGAGAGAGAGAGAGAGAGAGCGAGCACGCGUGCUGUGUGGGCCCCGGAGGAUGAGCGUCGGCCAGCCUGCCCUGUGACCUGGAGUUCCCACGGCGCCCCUGGCUCUGCGUCCCGCUCCGCCUCGCUCCGGGAUGUCGUCCCCGGGUUCUUCUGACAGCGCCACGCGGGACUCCUGUACGUUCUCUGCUCCUUUCCCUUCUUGCGUGCGACGGACUUGCGCAGCGGAGUUGGACUCUGAGCAGGAGCAGAAGACACUGGACACGGAGCAGGCUCAACAGAUCAAGCUGAAAGAGAGGCAGAAGUUCUUCGAGGAGGCCUUCCAGCAGGACAUGGAGCAGUACCUCUCAGCAGGGUACCUUCAGAUCACCGAGAGGAGAGAACCGAUAGGAAGCAUGUCCUCAAUGGAAGUGAACGUGGACAUGCUGGAGCAGAUGGAUCUGAUGGACAUGUCCGACCAGGAGGCCCUGGACGUCUUCCUGAACUCGGGAGGAGAAGACAACAGCGUGGCCUCGCCGAUGCUGGGUCAGGAACCGGAGCCUUUCCCGCCCACAGAGAUCACGCUCCAGGUGCCCACGCAGGCCGAGCUGCGGCACAAGCUUUCCUCGCCAUCCUCCUCCUGCAAGCACUCGGGCAGCCAGGAGGCCGGCGAACGUCCCGCGGUGCAGCGGGACGGGGCCCUGGCUGAGAGGGGGGCUGUCGAGCAGCCGGACGACAGUGACUCGCGGGCCACGUAAACGGCGACGCGGUGACAAUGAGCUUGCUGUGCAAUCUGUGUUUUCGGAUUUUUCUUUUAUAUUAAAAAGUUCUGUCUUGUAUCUAAUGCUCAACAGUAUUGUGUGGUAAUUACAGCCCAUCCAUAUCUCAGAUUGUUUAACAAUAAAUUCUUC